Messenger RNA from Hylaeus anthracinus, 3495 nucleotides. RefSeq names its product myb-like protein V. The transcript is spliced from 3 exons. The record is from RefSeq and is a predicted model, not a curated record. Lineage: Eukaryota; Metazoa; Arthropoda; Insecta; Hymenoptera; Colletidae. The coding region runs from base 1695 to 3011 and encodes 438 amino acids.
CGAAAUAUUGUUGCACAAUUUCCGUGAAAAUAAACAUUCAUUGAAAUUGAAGGAAUGUAUAUCGGGAAAUGCACAUAUACACAGAAAUUUACUCGAAUCAAAUCCAACUGUUUCAUUUUAUUACACUUUGGGAUAUUGUACAGAAAUAUUUUUGAACUGAUAUUGGAACGACUUUAUCUCUGAUAAACUUUCUCAUUUUUUUUUUUAAAUGCCAUAAACGUGUUCGACAUUGGUAAACAUUUUCCUCUGGGAACAUUGAAAUGGUUGCAGUUCCAUUAAUUUCGAGUAAGCAGUUCGAUUCGCAGCAGCUCGAAUCAAAACAUACGGUUUACGUAAAUCCUUGGUCGAGCUGGUGCUAGAUAGAUUUGUUGCCUCUAAACGGCCGAAUGACGCUGCUGGGGAAUACCCAAUCGCGAAAGUUGAUUACCUUCUGCGUAUUAAUUCCCGGUGGCGUUGGACGGCCGCUCGUUCCAUUCCUCGGAGGCGUCCAUUGUAUACGAGGUACAUCUGCCUCUCGGGUUCAAUGUCAAGUAGGGUAACCUACCUGUGGCCUAGGUACGUGAAUCGCGACGCCACGUCUACGUGUGCUCUUUCUUUAACGCCGCCUACAACGAUGCGCUCACCUUCGUGGUGGGAUCGGCAGACUUUUUAUCGCUGGAGCAUCGUUAGAUGAACUCCGAUCGAAAUUGGAUCUGGGGCUGUUCGAGUACAGUUUAAAUACAUUGUAUUUAUGUGCGUUGCUACUUGAAUAUUAAAUUCGCAUAUUAAAUUCGAAUACUGCUACUCUGAUACUCUUACUCGAAAUGUACUAAUCUAAUAUUCCCACUCGAAUGUCGCUAUCCAAAUAUUUUCCUUCGAGUGUCGUUAUUCAAACAUUCUCAUACAAAAUAUUUUCUAUGAUUAGCAUCGAUAGUGAGUCACGCGAUACGAUCGCGCAAUAUUUCUCUGUUGAUUGAUACCGAAAAACUGUUCAACGUCAUCUAUAUAAUCUACUAUGACAUAAAUGUUGUUGCAAGUGCAACGGUGCGCUCGAAGUGCAAGUGCGCACGAAACUAAAACAUUGAAUGCAUUCAACAAAAUUCACGACACGAAGAAAUUUCCGUUUGAAGGACGAGCUGCGUUUGCAGGUCUGGUGAAAGCUGCCAUGUAUGCCAGGGCAUAAUUAUGACCUUAUCUUUAAUGGACCUUAAUAUGCAAGCGUUGAAAGCUAGGACGUACCGUGAUAUACAAAUUUAAUUACACAAAUUUUACGGAUAAUUAACCUUGAACAAAAAAAAAAAAAAAAAAAAAAAAACAAAAAAAAAACAGUAUUUCAGGAUGACGUUGCAGUUGUCCGGGCAUGACAAUCGAUAAACUUCAGAUUUAAUCGAAGUCUAGGGUUUUUCCCAUCUCUGACCGAUACUGCGUUUCAGGACAGUUAGCCUAAGUAAGUUAGAUAUACGGGACUAGGUUCCUACGGUCGUCUGGAGACUUUUACGACACCGCGGAACCACGAGGGAAAACAAUGCCCACCAGGUAUGUUCUCGAAUAGAUAACGGCCAGUCAGAAAUCCUCGUUACCUGGGCUCCUAAUGGGUUCGACGUUAUUGGAACCAUGGUGUUGCAAAGGUAUAUAAAUUGGUCAUUUAGAGGGUAGAAGCUUCAGUAAGGGUUUGGUUGUUAUGCGACGAGGAACGGAAAGACUUCGAAUUCAUCAUGCCGAGAGUGACAGUUCUUCUAUUGGUUUUUAUCGCGCUACAGGGCUAUGUUGAAGCUGUGCCUGUUUCAAGUAACCCACUCUGGAAGGACGAUAACUCGGUCGAUAUUCAAACUCGUCGAGGUCCAAGGACAUUGGAGUCACAUCCGAAGGAUUGGUCACAGUUUUAUCCGUCCUGGUGGGUGCCAUCAUUUUCGUCGUUCUCGAGUUCGUUCAAAGACGAGGACGACUACGACUACGACAUGGCCUUCUUGAAGAGGAGAAUCGUAGCACUGGAGACGUCCUACAGGGAACUUACUGAAUCAUUCAAACAACUCAUGGAAGAAACUAAGAAGGCAUCCUGCAACGCUGCGUUGGCCCAAGAAGUCAGCAACGAGAAGACUGAAGAAAGGCCUCAAAAUGUUGAGAUAGGAAAGGAGAAGCCAUUAGACAGCAACACAGGAAAUGCUCCCUUAAUGCCAGCAAUCAACGAUGAGGUGAUACCAAAAAAGCCUCAAAAUGCAGAAACCGAAAUGAAGAAACCACUGGAUGGCAGUACAAACGAAAUUCCCUUGAAUCCAGUAAUCAACGAUGAGGUGACCCCAACAAGGCCUCAAAAUGCAGAAAACGAAAUGAAGAAACCACUGGAUGGCAGUACAAACGAAAUUCCCUUGAAUCCAGUAAUCAACGAUGAGGUGACCCCAACAGGGCCUCAAAAUGCAGAAAACGAAAUGAAGAAACCACUGGAUGGGAGUAUAAAAGAAAUUCCCUUGAUUUCUUUAGUCAGCGACGAGGAGAUCCAGAGAAGGCCCGAAAAUCCAAAGGAUGGGGAGAAACCGUUAGGCAGUAACGUAGGGGAGGUUGAAAAGGGGAACAUAACUGAAAAUACGAAGAAAGAACAAUCACAAAGCGUUCCCGAGGGAACGAAUGGCGACAGUGCAGGCGUGGUUGCAACGAACGUUGAUAAAGGGACCACGCUACCGUCGAAAGUAAACGAAAUGGUGCCACCGACGCGAAACGACGAUACAGAGGCGGUCGCGUUGGUGAAUGGGGACGAGGUGGAUAAAACGAUGCUAGAGGACGGUGAAAAGGCUGGGUCGACGAUGAAGCCUGGACGAGUGGAAGCCUCGGUUGGAAUGGAAGAGCCGGCGGAACCGCGGGUCGAUUAUGUGAUGGAGCUGAACGCAGAGCUGGAAGGUCCCGGAAUCGUGGCUGACGUGGGGAGUGAUAUCGUUUUCGAUCAACCUGAGGAAGCGAUUGAUACCAUUGGUGGGGCUGCUUCCGUCGUCGAUUUCGCAGGAAGUGUGGAUGAUGGCGUUAGUGUCGUGGACUAUUGAGAAUUGUGCGAACACUAUAAUUCGGGGACUGUUCGUUGGAUUUUUCUAGACUUGAAUGCUUGAAACACUUGGAUGGAUGGAUGAUACUCGAGUACUAUUCGAGAACUGACUGUUCGAAUACUACAAUAUCGCAGUAGUAUUUGAAUACUUGACUAUUUAGAUAAUUGUUCGAUAAAAUGACUAUUGUAACUAUUGUAACGUUAUUUAAAAAUUUCCGAUUCUUACAAAAACUAUUUGUAUUUUUCUGCAAGUAUCCUUUUUACCCAUAGAUUUCCGUUAUUAUUAUUAUUACUAUUAUUUACGAAUCCAAAACUGCAUGAAAUCGAAUCGACUCUGUUCACCGAAAAACACAUUUCUUUUCUUUUUCUGCGAGCAAGAGUCAUCGAGUGAUUGUAACUCCGUUCGUCGAAGAGUAUUACGUGGAUGGACACGCGUUGAAUACCAAUAAGGACUUUAAGGUCAUUCGUACUUAUUAAAAAAGGGC